Coregonus clupeaformis (lake whitefish) is the source of this 1030-nucleotide messenger RNA. RefSeq names its product forkhead box protein L3-like. Bases 85 to 885 code for a protein of 266 amino acids. Gene Ontology annotation, molecular function: RNA polymerase II cis-regulatory region sequence-specific DNA binding; DNA-binding transcription factor activity, RNA polymerase II-specific. The transcript has 4 exons. The record is from RefSeq and is a predicted model, not a curated record. NCBI's taxonomy places the organism in Eukaryota, Metazoa, Chordata, Actinopteri, Salmoniformes, Salmonidae. Gene Ontology annotation, biological process: anatomical structure morphogenesis; regulation of transcription by RNA polymerase II; cell differentiation.
ACCGUUGACAUUCACUGUAAAGGAAACAAGUGUCUGGUAUUGUUGGUUUACAUUUAGAGGGUGGUACAUGUAUUUGUUAAUUAGAUGAAGCAGUCCGAUAUUAGCCAGGGUGGAAGUGUAGACAUGUUUGAUAACUCACAGUAUCCAUAUAACUGCUUCAACUAUGAUGGAGAUGGAUACCCCACCUGCAGCACGGAUGAAGACAAGAAGAUGUGUCGACCUGCUUACAGUUACAUAGCGUUGAUAGCCAUGGCCAUCCAGCAGAGUCCAGAGCACCGGGUCACCCUGUCAGGGAUCUAUGAGUUCAUCAUGAAGCGCUUUCCCUACUACAGGUCCAACCAGAGGGCAUGGCAAAACUCCAUAAGACACAACCUCUCUCUCAACAGCUGCUUCGUUAAGGUCCCCCGCACGGAGGGAAAUGAGAAAGGAAAAGGCAACUACUGGACCUUCGCCACCGGCUGUGAGUCCAUGCUCGACCUCUUCGAGAACGGCAACUUUCGGCGUCGCCGGCGCCGACGCAACAUGAAGCUAGGUUUCAGAGAGCCUGGGGAGCCUUUCCUCCCAGUAAACAACAAUAACAACAUCAACAACCAACAAGGAGGCUCCACCAGGCGGUCGGAUCGUAACCCUAACCCCGACCCAGACUCCUUCUGCUCCCACAGACCAGGUCACCACAACCCCCUCAACCCCCACAACACCCUCAACCCCCUCAACCCAAACCAGCAGGGGAAACCAGAACCAGAGAUUAAAUUCAGUAUUGACUACAUCCUCUCCACCCCAGACCCCCCUCUGCCGGGCUUCAGACCCCCACAUAGUGGUACAACAGGGCCCCACAUACAUGUUCUGGAGCCCCAACACCUCAACCUGCACUUCUGGACCCUGUGAGUGGCACAAUCUUGACUAGAAAGAGAGAGACUACAUCUGAAAGAUUGGAUGGUUUUUCCUCCAUAUCUGAAUUAGUAAAGGAAGAGAUCCAAAGACUGUCCUUUUGGGGAUAAUUUAUUGACUUGUCCUGUAAUUAAAUAACAUA